Messenger RNA from Drosophila melanogaster (fruit fly), 1770 nucleotides. It is a transcript of the gene ppk29, whose product is annotated as pickpocket 29. Gene Ontology annotation, biological process: sodium ion transmembrane transport; sodium ion transport. The transcript has 11 exons. Gene Ontology annotation, molecular function: sodium channel activity. The coding region runs from base 320 to 1240 and encodes 306 amino acids. Gene Ontology annotation, cellular component: membrane. The record is from RefSeq and is marked reviewed. Lineage: Eukaryota; Metazoa; Arthropoda; Insecta; Diptera; Drosophilidae.
GUUGUGUUUUUCGCGGCUUCUGGCAUUGCAGUGGAGUUCAAGUGCUUGCGCCGUUGGUAAAUUCUUUUCGGUUCCCGAGUGAAUGAUUGUUGCCAAGUCAGUGCCCAGAUGCUGCAUCCAAAUGGUGGCGUGUGUGCUAUGGAGCAUAAAACGCAACGCUUGGACAAGCCCAUCUUCAGUUAUAAUUGUUGCAUCUAUAUAGUUGGAUACACUUUCAAAAGAACUUGCGUGCAUCCCUCCGUAUUUAAAUAAAGGAUGGACAUCAUAUAUUUUCGAAUUAGUCACGAAGAAAUUGUGGAAAGGAUUUCAUGAAUACGAAAUGUGGCGGAAGUCAGUAAUGAAUUUUCGAGGAUUUAUAAGGUCUUUUGUGGAAAAUAAAGGGCUGCUUUGGAUUUUUGUGAUUGGCAUUUCUGGAUGGAGCACCGUUUCCAUAUUGGUUCUAUUGAAAACCAGAUACGAAACGGACUCCACGACAAUAGGGGUCUCGACCGCCUACAGUCGCUGGAUAAACACCUUCCCAUCGAUAGGAAUCUGCUUAACAAAAAGCCGAGCGUUUAACGAAUUCAAGGCAAUGAUGCGGGAGUAUUUUCAGGAAGACUUUGCCUUCUCCUUUACAAGAAUGAUAUACGAAUAUGCUUUUCUCAACCCCAACAACAUAUUUACGAAGGAGCCUACCAAGAAUACAAGUUACCCGUACAAUUUCAAUAUUUUGGAUAUAAGAAGAAAGAUGUUUCCAACCAAUUGUACUGAAUGCUUUAAAGAAAUAUACUUUCGUGGCGAAUUGGUGACAGACUGCGAGGAGAUAUUCAAGUUUCAUGUGACGGAAAUGGGCUACUGCUUUCUGGCGAACAAUCUAUUGGACUAUGACAGCAUCGAAGAAAUGCCUCUCAGGUAUUCUUCGUUGGAUAACAACCGAAGUCUGCGACUCUACAUGCGAAGUUCUGUUAUGUAUAAAUAUGAGAUGUACGUCAACAGUCCCGAGGAUCUGCCCUUCUUCAAUUCCUUGACCUAUACCAUCUCCACCGACCCCACAACAUACGCCUUCAACGUCGAGGAGAUUCACAACCACGAAGGUGUCAUCGACGAGCCCAUUUCCCAGCGCAAGUGCAAGUUCCCCAGCGAGAGUUCCAUCGAGGGGUUUCCUUACAGCUUCUCGGCCUGCAUGUCUAUCAUCCGGAGUGAGUUUGAGAUGAAAACUUGCGACUGCUCUCUAUUCAACCCAAAGGAUCGCAGUACGUGAGGCACUUGAAUGAUGAAAGUAAAGGUGACUUCAUUGCCCUGUUUCUUUUGCAGACGAAAGUCUCUAUUGCGGAUUGCAACACGCGGAUUGCUUGAUUAAAGAAGGGUUUGCAACCAGAGUUAAGGAGUACGUCGGUAGCAGUACGGUUUGCCUGCCAUCCUGCGUGGAGCAGCAGAUAAGUCUAGUGGGGGUCAUAACUGAAAAUGGAACACUCUACAAUAAUAAUACACAGAUCACCGAAAUUCAAAUAGCCUCUCCACCCACGGUGCGGUACGAACGAAAAGUCACCCAGACCAAGCUGGAUCUAAUAGUCGGCAUCGGAAGUGUGGCAGGACUCUUCUUCGGCGCCUCCCUGCUGAACCUACUGGAGAUCAUUUCGUACUUCAUUAAAAAACUCAAGACCAUGAUUUUCGGUUAGGACCUUUAUUGCUUUUCGCUCUUUAGCCUCGCAACAGCUUGUGCACAAAUAAAUAAGAUAAUUCGGAUUGAGCGAGCAUAAGUGAGCCCUAAUUAUUAUUAUCGAACAAGUC